CAUGUGCGGCGCCCGCUCGCUCCCACCCCUGCUCCGGCUCCGGCUCCCGCUCCAUUGUCUGCGAACUGCGGGCGCGGGGCGGGCGGCGGCGCGGACCCAGGCGGCCGGGCGCGGAGAGGGCGCGGGAGAUGCCGGGCGGACCGCGGCGGCCUGAGCCGCUCGCCUAGUUCCCGCCUUCCGUGGGAAGGAUGUGCGCCCGGAUGGCGGGGCGCGCGGCAGCGGCUCCCCGGGGGCCCCGCGGCCCCUGGCUCUGCCUCCUGGUGGCCCUCGCCCUGGACAUCGUGAGAGUGGACUGUGACCAGGACCCCCUGGACCCCGUCUACCUGCCGGCUGCCCUGGAGCUCCUGGAUGCCCCUGAGCACUUCCGUGUGCAGCAGGUGGGCCGCUACCCACCUGCCAACUCCUCUCUGGGCUCCAGAUCUGAGACCUUUCUGCUCCUGCAGCCCUGGCCCAGGGCCCAGCCACUUCUCCGGGCCUCCUACCCACCCUUUGCCACUCAGCAGGUGGUCCCUCCUCUGGUCACUGAGCCCCACCAACGGCCAGUCCCAUGGGACGUGCGGGCCGUGUCCGUGGAAGCAGCCGUCACUCCAGCAGAGCCCCAUGCCCGCGUCCUCUUCCACCUCAAAGGGCAGGAUUGGCCGCCGGGACCUGGCAGCCUGCCUUGUGCCCGGCUCCAUGCCAGACACCCUGCGGGCACUACUCACCGAGCCUGCCGCUUCCAGCCGUCCCUGGGCGCCUGUGUGGUGGAGCUGGAGUUUCCCUCACAGUGGUUCCCCCAAGGCUCCCCAACACGGGCCGAGCUGGCCUACACACUGGAGCCCGCAGCCGAGGGCCCUGGGGGCUGUGGGCUUGGCGGGGUGGAGGACCCCGGGGAGCAGGCCCUCCCAGUGGGCAGCGUGGAGCUGCGCCCGGCGGACCCCCCACGAUACCAGGAGGUGCCCCUGGAUGAAGCAGUGACUCUGAGGGUGCCUGACGUGCCCGUGCGGCCCGGACAGCUCUUCAGUGCCACCCUCCUGCUUGGGCACAACUUCACAGCCAGCGUCCUGACCCUGCGGAUCAAAGUGAAGAAGGGGCUGCAUGUGACGGCUGCCCACCUAGCCCAGCCCACCCUCUGGACUGCCAAGCUGGACCGCUUCAAGGGCUCCAAGCACCACACCACCCUCAUCACCUGCCACCAUGCCGGGCCCACAGGGCCGCACUCCAGCCCCCUUGAGCUGUCCGAGUUCCUGUGGGUGGACUUUUUGGUGGAGAAUGGCACUAGCGGGGGCGUGGCGGUCACUCGCCCUGUUACCUGGCAGCUGGAGUACCCAGGCCAGGCCCCCGAAGCAGAGAAGGACAAAAUGGUGUGGGAGAUUCUGGUGUCGGAGCGGGAUGUAAGAGCUCUCGUUCCACUGGCCAAGACCGAGGAGCUGGUGAAUACGGCGCCACUGACUGGAGUGCCACGGCGUGUCCCUGUGCGCCUUGUCACCGUGGACAGUGGGGGGGCUCUGGUGGAGGUGACAGAGCACAUCGGCUGUGAGUCAGCCAACACACAGGUCCUGCAGGUGUCCGAGGCCUGUGACGCCGUGUUUGUGGCUGGCAAGGAGAGCCGGGGCGCCCAGGGGGUGCGGGUGGACUUCCGGUGGCGCCGGCUACGGGCCGCGCUGUGGCUGACGGUGUGGGCCCCUCUGCUGCCCCUGCGCAUCGAGCUGACCGACACCACCCUCGAGCAGGUCCGAGGCUGGAGGGUACCCGGCCCAGCUGAAGGGGCGCCGGAGCCCGAGGCUGUGGCGGUGGCGGAGGAGGCGGAGCGGCGCGCCCGUGGCUGCCGCCUGCAGUACCAGCGCGCUGGCGUGCGCUUCCUCGUCCCCUUCGUGGCCCACCCGCUGGACGGCGGCCGCCGCCUCACCCACCUGCUCGGCCCCGACUGGCUGCUGGACGUGUCCCACCUCGUGGCGCCGCACGCCCGCGUGCUGGACCCACGCGUAGCCUCGCUGGAGGGCGGCCGCGUCCUGGUGGGCCGGGAGCCCGGAGUCACCUCCAUCGAGGUGCGUUCCCCGCUGUCUGACUCCAUCCUGGGGGAGCAGGCACUGGCCGUGACGGAUGACAAGGUCUCAGUGCUGGAGCUGCAGGUGCAGCCAGUGAUGGGCAUCUCACUGGCCCUGAGCCGGGGCACUGCCCACCCCGGGAAGGUCACAGCCACGUGCUGGGCACAGUCAGCCCUUCCCGCCCCAAAGCAGGAGGCUGCCCUCUCCCUAUGGCUGUCCUUUUCUGACCACACCCUGGCGCCCGCUGAACUUUACGACCACCGUGACCUGGGACUAUCCAUCUCCACCGAGGAGCCUGGCGCUGUCCUGCCAGCCGAGGAGCAGGGCGCCCAGCUCAGGGUGGUGGUGAGUGGGGCGGGCACGGAGCGGCUGCCACUGCAUGUGGCUCUGCACCCGCCUGAGCCCUGCCGCCGGGGCCGCCACCGUGUGCCUCUGGCUUCUGGCACCGCCUGGCUAGGGCUGCCCCCUGCCCCCACCCCAACCCCUGCCCUCCCAUCUAGCCCUGCCCGGAGCUCACCAGCCAGGGAGGCCAGCAUGGGUGGUGAGCGCCAGGUGGCGGGCAGUGCGGGGGACAGUGGGAGUGUGAGGGCCAAGUUUGAGCGGGCAGAGGAGGAGGCCAGGAAGGAGACAGAGGCCAGGGAGGAGGAGGAGGAGGAGGAAGAGGAGGAGAUGAUCCCUGCCCCUCAGCGGGUCACCGACCUAGAGCUGGGCAUGUACGCCCUGCUGGGCAUCUUCUGUGUGGCCAUCCUCAUCUUCCUGGUCAAUGGUGUGGUCUUCGUGCUACGCUACCAGCGCAAGGAGCCUCCCGAGGGUGCCACUGACCCUGCCUCCCCCCAGCCCCACAACUGGGUCUGGCUAGGCACUGACCAGGAGGAACUGAGCCGCCAGCUGGACCAGCAGUCCCCUGGCCUGCCCAAGGGGGAGGGGAGCUGCCCCUGCGAGAGCGGGGGCAGCGGGGAGGCCCCGUCCCUGACCCAGGCACCCGCUGGGGCCACCACCAGCUCCCCGAGCACCCUGGCCCGGAAGGAAGCCGGGGGGCGGCGGAAGCGCGUCGAGUUUGUGACGUUUGCGCCAGCCCCCCCAGCCCAGCUGCCCGAAGAGCCCGUCAGGGCCCCUGCUGUGCAGUCCAUCCUGGUGGCGGGCGAGGAGGACAUCCGCUGGGUGUGUGAGGACAUGGGGCUGAAAGACCCCGAGGAGCUGAGCAGCUACAUGGAGAGGAUCCGGGGCAGCUCCUGACCCCUCCCCGCCGGCCUGGUCCAGCGUCGUUGGCCACGAGCCCUGGCAGCCUCCUGCUCAUCCUCUGGUGCUUGUUGAUCCAAGUCCCCUGCCUGGUCCCUCGCAAGGACUCCCACCCAGGCCCCCUCUGCCCUGCCUCUUGUCACGGACUAUGGUCGCGAGGAAGGGCUCAUGCCCCUUAUUUAUGGGAACCGUUUCAUCCUAAUGUUGGGUACAAAAUAAACUGAGAAGGAAACUCCA
This is a messenger RNA of Ceratotherium simum simum (southern white rhinoceros), 3503 nucleotides long. It is a transcript of the gene TMEM132A, whose product is annotated as transmembrane protein 132A. Gene Ontology annotation, cellular component: endoplasmic reticulum. The record is from RefSeq and is a predicted model, not a curated record. NCBI's taxonomy places the organism in Eukaryota, Metazoa, Chordata, Mammalia, Perissodactyla, Rhinocerotidae.